Messenger RNA from Camellia sinensis, 543 nucleotides. The record is from RefSeq and is a predicted model, not a curated record. NCBI's taxonomy places the organism in Eukaryota, Viridiplantae, Streptophyta, Magnoliopsida, Ericales, Theaceae.
AUGACAUACAGCCUGCCAACGCUCUCAACUGUGCAUGCAAUUCAAUCGCAUCCAAUAUCCCAAAAGCAACUCACUCCAGCAAAACGGCCACAGGAAGCUCCGAGUAUUAUCUUUGACGAUUCCAAUCUUGUCGGCGUCACGAUCCCACACAUUGAUCCACCGGUCAUCGAACUACGCAUAAAUCGAUUUACUGUUGAACGCGUUCUCAUAGACCAGGGGAGUACCUUGGAGGUCAUGUAUUACAUGACCUUCGUCAAACUCGGUUUUAACGAAUCAGCCCUGUCUCUGGCUCCGUAUCCAUUAUUCAGCUUCAAUGCAAAUCCAGAGUAUCCGUUGGGUAAAAUCUCACUACCUGUUCGGGCGGGCACCCGAACAGUGGAUGUGGAAUUCCUGGUCAUAAAGCUUCCUUCACCGUACAAUCUCAUUAUGGGGCGAACUUGGUUGCAUGCUAUGCGGGCCGUGCCAAGUACCUAUCACCAGCUACUACGCUUCUCGACAGAACAAGGCAUCGAACAAAUCCAUGGCUCCCAACAAUCGGCAUAG